AUGUUCGAUUUUGGUGAUAUACCCUUCAUGAGUCCGGCUGGUGGUGGAUUGUUUCAAUCCUUGUCUUGCAACAAUCCCUCACAGCCUUUGAUUUUUGAAAGAUAUGAUCAACGACUCGGAAAGUUGUUUGAUUUUACGUUGCCUUUAAAAACAAAUACAAGUGUUGUUGACGAUAAUGAAGAAGGAGGAACAACAACAACUCCCAAUGUGGAUGAUGAACAAAAUGUUCUAGGUGAAGAUACAAAAAUUGGAUCUUCUUCCGACAAUAAUAUCAUUGGAAAUGAAACACCAACAACAACUUCCAUGAAUGCUUCUACUACUUUAAACAGCCACUCACAAACUCAAAUUAUAAACGUGUAUCAAACUUUGCAAAAGUGCAACCCAUCCUUUCCACAGGAACCGUGUGUGAUUCCUGAAAAGUGCCGAAAGGAAAUUGAAAAGUUUUAUUCGACACAUGAUGAAGAAGACGAAACGUAUUUGUUCAAGUUGCUUGUGGAUAUGAAUUUGAUAUCAUCGGGCCCCAUUGUCUUCAACAUUGCUGGUAAUUUUGCAGGGUUUAAUGGAGGUCCUCACACAGAUCUCAUGCAAGAAGAUUUUAAAAAAGAAUAUUUCAAAACAAGAGAGUGCUAUGAGGCCUCAAGAAGAGCACACAAAUUGUACAAAUAUGAUGAAUUUGAUGUACAAGACAAAUCAAAUCCAAAAUGCAUUAACACAUCAUUGCAAAAGAAAUUGAUUCAAAAGGCGGAAGAUGCACUCGCAAUUACUGAGCAUUGUAUUGAAGCCUACAAUGCUCUAGCCUUGUAUAAAGCGACAAGUUUUGAAGAAGCGCUCGAAUUGUACAGACAAGCUCAAUCUCAUUACAAGGAGUACUACAGUGAAAAAUUGGAAAAGAAGAGGAAAGAAGUUUUGAAAUAUAACAGGAAGGGACAAACUUGGUACAAUCACGAAUUGAGACAAUUUAUGAGAGCAAUUAUUGGUGAAGCGAAUUGCUUGAGAAAGAUGGGUCGAUACAAAGAAGCUCUUGAUAAUUAUCAGAGGUGCCUCGUGUUGGAUGAUGAGAUUCAUGAUACAUGGAUUUCUUGGAUUAACUACAUGUAUCACAUUCCAGAGUGCCUUAUGAGACUAGGACGAUGGAAGGAAGCGUACGACUUUUUAAAAAAGCACAAAAGUUUGCUGAAUGCGCCACCAACUCGUACCUUGUUAUGGAGUUUAGCUCUCUGUGAAUAUGUAAUCAAAAAGUUUACACCAGACACUGUGGCAAUGGCUCGUGCAGAAGUUUCUGGUACCGUCAAUCCAUUUAAAGAUCCCAUUUUUCAUGCUUCAAUUACGGCUCCUUUGGUAUACGAGUAUCUUGUUGGUGUCAGAAAAUUAACACCGGUGAGAAUUUCCAAGAGUUGGAGAAAUGCACCUUCUGGUUUCUGUGCGCCAUCCUCUCAAGCGAGUUAUGUUAUGGAUCAUUUGGAUUUAUGGCUUGCUGUACCAGGUGCACUGGAUUGGGCACUUCGAAAUGCAAAUACGGUCUAUGGUUUUUGUUCAAUCACAAAGACAGAGGAAAACUUGGAGAGAAAACAUUUCUAUCCAAAUGAUCCUUAUAAGAAUUUUUAUAAUUUUUAUUCUCGACAUUGGUUUGUGAAUGUGCAAAGUCAAGUCUCAAGAGAACCGAUGCUGCAAAUAGCUGUGUCCAUCAAUAAUUUACAAAUUGUACAAUUUUUGGUUGAAAAAGGAGCCGACAUUACCACGUCACUUGUACGUGCAUGCGAAAAGGAGAGAGAUGUUAUUUUACAGUAUUUUUGUGAAAAGGUUGGCACUCUUCCACUCGAUACACUCUUCGAGCCUUUCAGAAUUUCCGUCACUCUCGGUCAUUGGAAAUGUCUAAAAGUGUUGUUUUUAAGCGUUCUCAAUGCAUCGAAUUCUGUUCCAGGAUUACUGUUAAACAAGUGCAUGAGUUGGCUGGUAGAAUCGAAAGAAUAUGAUUGUGUGAAUGGUGGACCUACGUGCCCUCGUUGCUUGUCUGGACGUUUUCAACAUUCAUUAUCCAAUAAUUAUUUACAUUGUCUAGACUUGAUCCUAAUGAUGGGAUGGAAAGAUGUUUCAAAUACUGCGGCCACUCUUGAGAGCAGCAAUAAGAAGAAGCUUCAACAUCGUUUAAAACAAAUUACACGUGGAUGUGUCGCAUUGGACCCGCGCAAUUAUGGAAUUGUGGAUAUGCGAAGCGUUCAUCUUGUUGAUAAUGUCAAUAGAUACAAGGAAGUGAAACCAUUUACAGAAAUGUCAUCUGACCUCAUGAAAGACAUUGGAAAUGAUGAAUUUCAGCAAGGAAAUUUCAACGAUGCCCUCGAUUGGUACGGAAGAGCUUUGCAAAAGAAUGACAAUCCCGAGCUCAAACAUGUGCUGCAUUCCAAUAUGGCACAGUGUCAUAUCAACAUGAAGCAGUAUAAACUUGCCAUAGAACAAGCUCAGAAUUGUAUUGAAGCCAAUCCUUCCUUUGUAAAAGGUUAUUACAGGAAAGCAGUGGCUUUAGAAUUGAUGGGCAAAAGACAACAAGCUCUUGACACUUUGGAAAUGGCUCUCAAGAAGGAACCCAAUAAUGACAUGAUUUUGAAGCUCAAACAAAAGAUUUUGAAAGAUUUGGAAAAGCCAUCCACUGCAACCUCAUCAUCCUCCUCUCGUAGACCCAAUUCUGGCAGGGCAAGUACUCGAGGACGCAAUCCACGUGAUCUUGACGAGGAAGAAGAAGAUUCCGAAAACGACACAGAUCAUGAUGAGGACGAAGAAUCUGAUCACGAAGAGAACCCUCGUGGAAGAGUGUGUCCAAAUUGUGGUGGCGAAAGACUUCCUUACAUCUGUGCACAAUGUGGAAAAGAAGCGAAAAAGAGAUGUGGUGCUUGUCAUGAGGUCAGGUAUUGCUCGAAACACUGUCAAAUCAAGCAUUGGCCUGUUCACAAACAGAAUUGUUGUUGGGUUGACAUGCACACACGAUAA
This is a messenger RNA of Naegleria lovaniensis, 2982 nucleotides long. RefSeq lists its product as uncharacterized. The record is from RefSeq and is a predicted model, not a curated record. NCBI's taxonomy places the organism in Eukaryota, Heterolobosea, Eutetramitea, Acrasida, Naegleriidae. Bases 1 to 2982 code for a protein of 993 amino acids. Gene Ontology annotation, molecular function: Hsp90 protein binding. The transcript is spliced from 4 exons.